Messenger RNA from Urocitellus parryii (Arctic ground squirrel), 943 nucleotides. It is a transcript of the gene Mettl23, whose product is annotated as methyltransferase 23, arginine. Gene Ontology annotation, cellular component: nucleus; cytoplasm. The record is from RefSeq and is a predicted model, not a curated record. Lineage: Eukaryota; Metazoa; Chordata; Mammalia; Rodentia; Sciuridae.
CUCCCCCUCUACCCCCACGCKAGCUCGGCCUUCCCCCUCUUGCGGCCGGGAGGGACGGCGGAAGGCCGCGUAGUCCCUGGCGCCCGGGAAGCAGCCCCUGACGGCCUGGCGGCCCCGCGCCCUCCGCCGACCCCCGCGUGCCCGCGGCCUGCCGAUUCUCCUUUGGGCGCGCGCGGUCUUCCAGGACAUGUGGCCCGUGCCCAGCGCUUCCGCUUCUCGGAGGAGCGGGGCCCGGGAGCCCACGGGCCCGAGCUGGAGGUCCGCGUCCCGCAGGUCCUGCAUCUCCAAUACGGAAUGUACGUUUGGCCCUGUGCUGUAGUUCUGGCCCAGUACCUAUGGUUUCACAGAAGAUCUCUGCCGGGGAAGGCUGUCUUAGAGAUUGGAGCUGGAGUGAGCCUUCCAGGAAUUUUGGCUGCAAAGUGUGGUGCUAAAGUAAUACUGUCAGACAGCUUAGAGCUGCCCUACUGUCUAGAAAUUUGUCGGCAAAGCUGCCAAAUGAAUAACCUGCCAUGUAUGCAGGUUGUAGGACUGACAUGGGGUCACAUCUCUCAGGAUCUUCUGGCCCUACCACCACAAGAUAUUAUUCUUGCAUCUGACGUAUUCUUUGAGCCAGAAGACUUUGAAGACAUCUUAACUACAGUAUACUUCCUGAUGCAGAAGAACCCCAAGGUUCAAUUGUGGUCUACAUACCAAGUUAGAAGUGCUGACUGGUCACUUGAAGCUUUGCUCUACAAGUGGGAUAUGAAAUGUGUCCAUGUUCCUCUGGAGGCUUUUGAUGCAGACAAAGAUGAUAUAGCAGAAUCUGCACUUCCAGGAAGACAUACUGUUGAAAUGCUGGUCAUCUCCUUCGUAAAGGAUAGUCUCUGAAUUUCACCUACAAGCUGUUCUGGGACCAUGUCAAUUUGAUUAGCAACCUGGCAACUAGGAUCAGGCUACUUCAGCU